GCCUUCCACCGCCAUAUUGGGCCACUAAAGCAGGGGGCUCGUCUUUUCGGGGUGUUUUUCUCCCCCUCCCCUCUCCGCGCUUGCUCCCGGCUCCGCGACCUCGACGGCGGCAAGGUUUGGAGGGCGGCUGGGUUCGCGGCGCCCGCGGGCUUGCACCAGCCUGGACUCGGGCCGGCUCUGCCCCGCUCCUGCCUCCUCCCCUCCCGUCCCCGCCCUCCCGCUCGCCCGUGCACUUCGGCGGCGGCGGGGACUCGCGGCUGCCUGGCCCGGGCUUCCCCGCUCCCGCCUCCCCAGCCCCUGCGCGCUCCUGAAGCUCGCGCUGUGACUCGUCGCUGUGGGUUUCUCUUGACUCGGAGGGGUUCGCGCUGCGUCGGGGCCGGUUGUUUUGUCCGGUUUUGUUUUUCGAGAGCGCGAGAGAGGCGGUCGGCCAGACCCGGGAGGAAGAUGUCAAACGUGCGGGUGACUAACGGGAGUCCGAGCCUGGAGCGGAUGGACGCCAGACAGGCGGAGCACCCCAAGCCCUCCGCCUGCAGAAACCUCUUCGGCCCGGUGAAUCACGAGGAGUUGGCCCGGGACUUGGAGAAGCACUGCAGAGACAUGGAAGAAGCGAGCCAGCGCAAGUGGAAUUUCGAUUUUCAGAAUCACAAGCCCCUGGAGGGCAAGUACGAGUGGCAAGAGGUGGAGCAGGGCAGCUUGCCUGAGUUUUACUACAGACCCCCGCGGCCCCCCAAGGGCGCCUGCAAGGUGCCGGCGCAGGAGAGCCAGGAUGUCAGCGGGAACCGCCAGGCGGUGUCUUUAAUUGGGUCUCAGGCAAACUCCGAGGACACGCAUGCGGUUGACCAGAAGACUGACCCGUCGGACAGCCAGACGGGCUUAGCGGAGCCGUGCGCUGGGAUCAGGAAGCGACCCGCGGCAGACGAUUCUUCUCCUCAAAACAAAAGAGCCAACAGAACAGAAGAAAAUGUUUCAGACAGUUCCCCGAAUGCCGGUUCUGUGGAGCAGACGCCCAAGAAGCCAGGGCUCAGAAGACAUCAGACGUAAACAGCUUGAAUUCAGAAUAUGUUUCCUUGUUUAUCAGAUACAUCAUGGCUUGAUGAAGCAAGGAAGAUAUACAUGAAACAAUUUAAAUACAUAUCGCUGACUCCAUGGAAUGGACAUCCUGUAUAAGCACUGAGAAGCAACAACACAAUAACACUAAAAUCUUAGGCACUCUUAAAUGAUCUGCCUCUAAAAGCGUUGGAUGUAGCAUUGUGCAAUUAGGUUUUUCCUUAUUUGCUUCAUUGUACUACCUGUGUAAAUAGUUUUUACCAUUUAUGUAGCACAUAAACUUUGGGGAAGGGAGGGCAGGGUGGGGUUGAGGAAUUGGCAUGGGGGGGGUAUGAAGAGUUUGCUUUGACUUACAGCAAGGAGAAAAAUAUUUGACUUGCAUGAAGAGAAGCAAUUUUAGGAAAGGGUUUGAAUUGUUUUCUUUAAAGAUGUAAUGUCCCUUUCAGUGAGAACUGAUACUUCUUUUUAAAAAUUACCAAAAUUUGAACACUGGCUACAAAUAGUUACUAUUUAUUUUUACAAGAAUCGUAUUCUCAUUUGGGAGUUCUGAUGAUUCCGUUAUGUAGCAGCAAAUGGCUUUUUUUUAUUUUUUCUGUUCAAAAAACAGCAACAACAAAAAUGUCCUUCUUAGUGCUCCCCUAGUCUCCCUUAAAGUUGGAAUUUACCAGUUAAUUAUUCAGCAGUUCAGUAAUCACUCCAGGUAAUUCUGGGCAAAAAUCUGGGGUGUAUGGGGGAGUUCUGAAUGCUCAGAAUUCAGCAUCUACAUUUAUCAAAUUUGUUGACAAAAUUUCUUAAUUUUCUUUUCCCUUUGUGCUGUGUAAACACAGUCAAAAUAAUUCUAAUUUCCUGGAUAUUUUUAAAGAUCUGUAAGUAACUUCGCAUUUAAAAGAAUGAAAUAAUUUUUAAUUUAAAGCUUCUCAUUCUGUUUGUUAAUUUGCCCAGAGGAAAGUGGUGUUUUUAAAGAAAGGCACAUGUAGAGAAAAGCACACUGUGGAAUAAGUGAAAUGGAUACUACAUCUUUAAACAGUAUUUUUUCAUUGCCUGUGUAUGUGUAUGGAACAAACAAAACUAUUUGAAGUGUACCUGUGUACAUAACUCUGUAAAGACACUGAAAAAUUAUACUAACUUAUUUAUGUUAAAAAGAGAUUUUUUUUUUUUUUUUAAUCUAGACAAUAUACAAGCCAAAGUGGCAUGUUUGUGCAUUUGUAAAUGCUGUAUUGGGUAGAAUAGGUUUUUCUUCUUUUCUGUUAAAUAAUAUGGCUAUGCUUAUGAGGUUGCAUACUGAGCCAAGUAUAAUUUUUUGUAAUGUGUGAAAAAGAUGCCAAUUAUUGUUACAUAUCAAGCAAUCAAUAAAGAAAACUUCC
This is a messenger RNA of Cynocephalus volans (Philippine flying lemur), 2411 nucleotides long. It is a transcript of the gene CDKN1B, whose product is annotated as cyclin dependent kinase inhibitor 1B. Gene Ontology annotation, cellular component: cytoplasm; nucleus. The record is from RefSeq and is a predicted model, not a curated record. NCBI's taxonomy places the organism in Eukaryota, Metazoa, Chordata, Mammalia, Dermoptera, Cynocephalidae. The transcript has 3 exons. Gene Ontology annotation, biological process: negative regulation of cell population proliferation; negative regulation of cyclin-dependent protein serine/threonine kinase activity; negative regulation of mitotic cell cycle. Bases 445 to 1041 code for a protein of 198 amino acids. Gene Ontology annotation, molecular function: protein-folding chaperone binding; cyclin-dependent protein serine/threonine kinase inhibitor activity.